This is a messenger RNA of Verruconis gallopava, 1538 nucleotides long. RefSeq lists its product as uncharacterized. Bases 29 to 1108 code for a protein of 359 amino acids. The record is from RefSeq and is a predicted model, not a curated record. The transcript has 2 exons. Lineage: Eukaryota; Fungi; Ascomycota; Dothideomycetes; Venturiales; Sympoventuriaceae.
CUUAUACCUGAACGCUCGAAUUUACAAAAUGGUUAACUCAUACCUUCAAUAUCUCAAGUUGCUCCUGGUCUUACAAGCCGCCUUCAAUUCUGCUGCUUUAAUUGAGAACGUGCCAAAUGUCGAGCAGCUGGGUGAAUUGGAUGGUACUGAAACAAGAGGAGACAACUAUAUUGAAUGGCCGAAAAAACCUGGGCAGAGAUUUGCAAAGAAGCUAGAAUGUGUCCCAGGGUACCGGCUCGCCUACAACGGCAAGUACGUUGCUUGCUGCCUCCCUGGUCAAAAGCUUGUUGGCAGCUUUGACACAGCUUGGGAAUGUUGUGGCGAAGGCCAUGAACUUGCGGGUUCGGCUGCUGUGGGCUAUUCAUGCUGUCCAACCGGGCAGAUUUUUGACGGCGCGAUUUGCAAACCUCCUGCACCUGUUUGUCAGAAUGGCAAAGAGCUCGUAGAUGGAAAGUGUGUCUGUCCUAGUGGACAGACAGAAGACGCUACUGGCUCGUGUCAAAAACUGAAAUGCGAGUCCGGAUUGACAACUGGCAAGUGCUACACCUUCACUGAUAAUCGAGGACUUCUGUAUGGCUACUCCAAUUUUGGUUGGUACUCCGCUGCGAAGGACUCAAGUAGCCACAUCUUCGGCAAAUUUCAACUCUGCAGUGAUAAGGACUGCACACCUGGAAGACCUGUUAACCCCGACACUAACAUCGCCAUCAAAGACAUUCAUGGCCAAGCCAAUUCUGGCGCAAACGCCAACCAAUGGCUCGACAAUAAGGCAAAUGGUGGACAUAUUGGCAAGACACCCGACUGGACUAAAGCGGGUCAAUUCACCCUUACCAAGUGGCCAUGUGGAAAAUAUUGUUUGGGCGGCUUUGACAAUGGUCUUGGACCGACCUGUCCUAGCGAAGAACCGGCAUUCACAUUCAAUACAGCUGACAAGCAAGCUUGUCAGGUGGUUACUGUCACUGAGGUCCCUUGCGACGUCCAUGCCGUGGAGAACAAUUGUAUUUGGAAAAACGGGGAUCAAUGCUGCGGGCGUAUUGACUGUACUGGUGUUGGGUGCGAUCACUGUUUUGACAGCCCACCGCUACCGGGCAGCCAGAGGGUCCUUGCAUAAACCAGAAGCAGGGUACAACAUGUUAAUUGGAGGGCGAGGUCAACAGACUUGCAGAGGCGUGCUUCUUGCACAUCGCGGGGACGGCGAACUCGAUACGGUGGCGCUGGAGAAGAGAUUCAGCAAAAUGAGAGUUGGAGACGGUGGUAAGAGGAAUUGGGAACAAUUUCGUAAUACUUGAUCGUUCCUUAACAACUUUCUUUUCGAGUAAAUUGGACAAACCAAGCUUGUCGCAGCAUAGGUAUGCUGCCUUCUACGAUCUUUAGAAGCUAGUACAAUCUAAGCUUGCGUGUGGAUGGUCCAGACACUAUAUUCGUUUGUCAGAAUUUAAUCCUUUCGUUGUGCCGCAUUGUAAUGGUUGAGGAUGUUAACUAGACGCAAGUAUAGUCAAGUUCUCUGGUUGCACUAGAUAAGGUGCAGCUGAAUAAAUCAC